AUGGACGACAGAGAUACGCUAUGUUUCGACCCUUCAGUUCUCAAUGCCUCAACGCCUAGUCUGGGACGAGAUUUUGAAGACCUGUUCUUCCGGCCGUCAAGUGCUCCCCAGCUCUCCGAUGCCAUGUCAUGCUUAUCCCCUUCCGAAAUGCCAAACAAAUCCGAGAAUGAUGUUCCCCCGGCAGGCUCAACCCCGUCAGAUACUCGAUCAGACUCACCAGAAGACUCCAGUCAUAGCUCCUCCAUGGACUCGCCCACAGGCCACCUGCGGAAUGCCUCAUUGGCUUCCAACCACUCAGGACUCUUUAGUCCAGACAGCACAAUAACGGAGCGAUAUAUUCCCAGCUGGCCGAACGCUGACCAGUUCUCCCUGGGUGAAGCAGCUUUUUUUGGACAAGAUAACGGAAACUUUUCGGUUAGGGAUGAUUCGACCGUGGAGCAUGACGUGGAGUCCAGCAAUAAGGCCAUGGCUUCUGCGUUUGAUUUUGAUAGUGCUGCCAGCAGUCCGAGUCCCCUGAAAAUGGAACUCAAUACCGAAAAGAGUAAACCAACAGUGUUCAAGCAGUCAUUCCGUACAUCUUCUUCCACCACCUUUACUGGGCAGCCUAGUGAUGCAGGCUCAUCGCAACAACAACCCACUGUCGUGAAUCCAUUUGUAUUCCAAAGUCCCGGCGACUCUACACAGCUAUACUCUGGACAAGGACUUUGGGAUGGCCGUGCUUCACAAUCCAGCCUAGAGGAUGCUUUUGGUGGAAUAGGUAUGAACGGUGGCUCGCCCCUCUCAGCCACAUUAUCUCCGACUUCUACCUUUAGGUCGCCGCGUCAGACCUUUGAAUCGCUGAAAUGCCCAACCGGAGUGGUGUUCCCGUUGAACGACCGUAAUCCCGCGAUCUUUCACCCAAACAUCAGCAUGGAGAACUAUAUCCGGCCCCGGCUUAUUGUUCAUCCUACUUCGUUGAAAUCCCGCGUAGAAACACAAAUACCGAUCAAGUUAACCCUCUACCCGAUGCCGCCUGGAGUUAAGAAACUACGUCUCCCAAGCCAUGCCAUUUCCAAGCCAAAGUUCCUCGCAAAACCUGAUACUAAACGGUCCCCAGAUAUCCUCGAACUUCGCGCUAGUGUAUUAUGCACGAGCGCAAUACAGGAUAAAAAGAAGCGGGAGAGAGCGUUUGCUAGAGCUAGAGGUGAAGAUGUUAGCGCUAAGUCUCCAAAAGGCUCUUCGGAAGAAAGUCAGGUUGACGAUGAUCUUCCACUAGGAGGAGCUGAGGUUAAAAUAUGCGCUGGUUGUAUCCAACGAGAACGAAAGCGUGCUUCGCGGAAGAAACAGCGGAAACCGGAAGAGGAUGAAAUGUUCCAGAGAGAUGAAGAUAAAAGGGUUAUUGUGUUCAAUACUACGGAGAUCAAAGAUUGGACAGAUCCUCCCAGAACUCCUAACUCAACAAAUUGUGACCCUUCUCUACCGAUUGCGCCCCUGGGUGCGAUGCAAGUAGAAUUGCCAAUGAGAAUUGCGUGCUAUUGUAGGCAUCAGAAUGAGAAAGUUGGAUUCCAGGAUAACCCAAUAGCGCAGGCGAUUACCAAUUCGAUCAUGAUUACUGAUGACCAUAAGACACACGCACCCGCAAACUACACUGCGGCCUCCAGCUCUACCGCCACUGAUCCCCAGUUUCCCCCCGCCGGAAUGUUCGCCGCGAAUCCUGCGAUAGAUCUAGCGAAACCAUUCAUACAUUCGGUGCCGUAUAAACUAUCUCACUCCACUAAUGAUCUGCAGGUAAUGCGGAAUCGACAAUACCCAUUAACGCCCGUCACUUCGAACCAGCCACAAAAUGGCACAAAUUUGGCCACCGCCAUAACUACUCCACGAAACCUAUCACGACAAGCAUCCCCAUCUGACGGGGCUGGCCCUCUUGCUAAACGGCGGAAGCAGAGUGGAUCGGGUAAAGUACCUACUGGGCUGACGAUGACACGAAUCGAUACUCAGCGGGUAUCUCCAACCGCCAGUAGCUCUCCGCUACCUUCGAAUCUCCCAUCUGCUAGCGGGAAUGCGGAUAAAGCUUAUGUGACCCCUGCGAUGCUCAACGCCCAAUUUGUUAACGGCCCGCCAACGCCAAAUAAUAACGAUGGGAUGUUCUUUAGUCCAAUCGAGACUACCAAUUCUAUGGACAACAUCGGGCAGCCAUCUUUGAUGUCUGCACCUAGCUCAACACACCCAAGCCGGCCCAGUUCUCCCCAUACAAAUUCCCGCAAUAGAUCUCAGGACCAAGGUGCUGGGCUACCAGCUACGGGAACCCAAAAUCACACUUGGAGCUUACCAACUAGCCUCCCUCCGCCCCAAGUACCCUCAAUGAUUCAUAAACUCGUACCAGCGGAGGGUUCGACAACAGGUGGAAGUGAAGUAACCCUCCUUGGUAGUGGUUUUUACCCCGGCAUGGAGGUUGUUUUCGGUGACACUUUAGCAACGACAACAACCUUCUGGGGCGAGAAGUGCUUAAACUGCCUCACUCCGCCUUCUGUGAAACCGGGCACCGUACCUGUUGUCUUUAAGCAUGAGCACCCUCGAUUGGGUCAGCAUCAGCCUGGACAACCCAUAAUCCCUAAGCCUCAAAUCUUCUUCCGUUACGUGGAUGAUCGGGAGCUGCAGAUGUAUAGGAUUGCUCUUGGGAUAUUAGGUCAGAAACUUAAUAACCCCGCUGAUGCAUAUCAAACUGCGCAGCAAAUUAUGGGUGGUAGUGGAAACAAUCUAUGGAAUCUUCAAAACAACUUCCAGGGUGAUGGCAAUGGUGGAGGUCAGCAACGACAAGCUGCAGGGAAUGGCCAAAAUGCAAACAUUACAGACACUGAUGCGAAGAUGCUUGUCUACCUUGAAUUCAUGGACUUGGAUGGAAGUCCCGGUUCGACGAAAUAUAACUCACGCUCACCAUCGGGACAGACUCUACUCCACCUUGCGUCUUCAUUAGGGCUGACUCGGUUCGUGGCUGGUUUACUUGCUCGAGGAGCUAACCCCGAUGUUCAGGACAAGAACCACAACACUCCGUUGCAUUUGGCCGCCCUCAGUGGACAUACACAUAUAAUCCAUCGCCUUCGACUUGCUGGUGCUAACAUUACGGCGCCUAAUCUACGUGGCUUCACUCCUGCUGACCUUGCCACAUCUCUGGAUGCCCAUCGCGCUGUCAUUGCUUCUACCAGCCACUACCGCUCAAGAAGUGUGGGGUCAACAUCUCCCCUACGCCGCCGACCAAGCUCUGGUUCUCUUGACGGAUUCUGGGAACCUACAUCUUCUAGCGACUCUGCGGAUAUUGAAGAAGAUUCAACUGACGAUUCCGAUAGCGGACACACCACAGACGCACCAGAGUUACUGUAUGCCCAACCAAAGCGCAGUAAAUCAGAAACCCACAAGGAGAAGAAACAAUAUUUCACUAUUCCCCGAAAAUCUAGCAUUUCUCAAGCCUCUGAACUCCCCUCUACUGAGCCUGACGUUGCGGACAUGGCACGCAACCCAUCCCCCCCCGUGGCGUUAGUUGCAUGGCGAGACCAAUUAGCAGCUCAGAUUAACCAGUUCCAGCAAAAUGUUAAUCGAGCUUUCCCCAAUCUCCCCAAUCUCCCCAAUCUUCCCAACCUUCCAAACCUCCCAACACUGCCUACGCUACCUCAAAUGCCCACACUACCUCAGAUACCGACACUUCCUCAGAUGCCGGCCCUUCCGGACUACCAAACUCAUCCAAUGAUCCAGCGCAUUAGCUCUUUGGUUCCACACAGGCCAACAACCGCUUGGUCUACCAACAUUAUGAAAGACGGUUGGGGCCGAUUAACCGGAAAUUCAUCGCCACCAGCGUAUGAAGAACUAUACCCCCAUGAAACAGAUGCUGGCUAUGCGGAGAAGAAGUCGUCCAUGGUGGAGGCAGCUCUUGAUGCUGCUGCAGACCAACAUUUUGCCGAAACGGAAGUGUCAUCGCGUUCCCACUCUUCAUCCUCAAAGGAGGAGUUCGGAGACGUGACGAUAGGUCGAAAGAACAUCUCGAAGCAACACCAGGAACAGCUUCGAAAAGCGCACGCGCAGAAAAUGAAGAGAUUCCGUAGUGACCGUAAUCUCUUUAUUAUUUGGAUUCCUCUCUUGGUAAUAAUUGUCGCUGCAAUGCUGAAGAACCUCAUUCCUGAUAUCUGGCAAGCCGUCUCUUAUGGAUAUGAGCUAGUCAUGUCUCAUAUUACUCCUCCGGCCUCAAACCAGAAUCUCCUGGCCACUUAA
Molecule: messenger RNA, 4239 nt
Organism: Microsporum canis CBS 113480
Lineage: Eukaryota; Fungi; Ascomycota; Eurotiomycetes; Onygenales; Arthrodermataceae
Product: ankyrin repeat protein
Exons: 4
Coding region: 1-4239 (1412 amino acids)
Biological process (GO): protein localization to ciliary inversin compartment
Cellular component (GO): ciliary inversin compartment
Molecular function (GO): protein binding
Source: RefSeq, a predicted model, not a curated record